Messenger RNA from Cryphonectria parasitica EP155, 1044 nucleotides. RefSeq lists its product as uncharacterized. Gene Ontology annotation, biological process: positive regulation of transcription by RNA polymerase II. The transcript has 4 exons. The annotation marks the transcript as partial. Lineage: Eukaryota; Fungi; Ascomycota; Sordariomycetes; Diaporthales; Cryphonectriaceae. The record is from RefSeq and is a predicted model, not a curated record. Gene Ontology annotation, molecular function: DNA-binding transcription factor activity; transcription cis-regulatory region binding. Gene Ontology annotation, cellular component: nucleus.
GGCGAUGGAAGUCAGCCAGUAUGCAACAGGUGUAUGAAGUCCAAGGCAUACUGCGACCGCUCUGUGAGGACCACCGCCUCGAUCCAGGCAUGGCGGCCGCCAAGCCAUGAUCAAGAUCCAAACGCUUCCUUCCCGACCCCUGAUUCACCCCGUAAAGCACUUGAAACCUCUCGGAUUGCACAAUACUUCCAGCACUACAUCAAGACCAUUGCACCAUGGUACGACUUGAGCGAUCAGCUAUGUACCUUCGCCACUGAGGUCCCCAGCAAGGCCCUAGAUGAACCGUUAUUGUUCGGUGCCAUCAUCGCACUGUCCGCUGUGCACCUGAGCAAGACAACGGCGCCCAAGGCACGAACAGCGGCUGACUUCUAUCACGGAUACUGUGUGAGGACAUUGAUCGAGUUGGAGCCAGGCGAUAGGCGUGUAAAGUCGGGUGUUGCUCUAGCUUCGACGUGCCUCCUGCGCUCCUACGAGAUUCUAGCUGAGGAGCAAGACCCCAAUCGUCACCUUCAUGGAGCCUACUCGCUGGCAUCGGAGCGAAGUCUCUGCGCUGACAGUCUUUGUUGGAAUGCAGGGUUCUGGAACUACCUGAGGGAGGAUAUCACCUUCAGCCUCUUCACCGGCUCCAAGUUAAAGACCGACCUGAAACACACACCUGAUCAUGUCUUGAUCACACAGCCAGACUAUCUCAAUCAGAUGUCCAUACUUCUUGGGAAUGUCGUCAAUGCCUGUUUUGGUGAUGUGGUGUCAGACGAUGAAUGGGAUCAUAAUUUAGCGACGCUGCGCCAGCAGAGUAUGGCGCUACCAACCAGCUUUCAAGCCUUCUCGCGAGCACUGGGUAGUGGAUUAUCAUCUGUUGACUGUAUUCCUUCAGUCUGGAUGGUGCAGGCUUGUCAUGGUGGAAAGUUCAUUAGGAACGAAGCAUGCCAGCAGGAAUUGAUUAGACGGCUUUAUGGGAGCAGAGCGAUGACAGGAUGGCCGGUGCAGAGGACCAUUGAUAGCCUCCAACAGGACUGGGGAAAGAGCCAAAAGUCUAGCAUAUAG